Molecule: messenger RNA, 252 nt
Organism: Puccinia graminis f. sp. tritici CRL 75-36-700-3
Lineage: Eukaryota; Fungi; Basidiomycota; Pucciniomycetes; Pucciniales; Pucciniaceae
Exons: 2
Coding region: 1-252 (83 amino acids)
Source: RefSeq, a predicted model, not a curated record
AUGAUCCAGUUGAUCCCUCUAUGUCCUAUGUUGGCCAUCGCACCCGACUCGAGACCGGCGUAUUUCGUCGAGCUCUUCGCCCGAGCGGUGUGUCGAUUUGCCGGCAGAAUGCCUCUCGCUAAUGCUAAUAAGGGCAAGAAUACACCAGAUACUUGGUUUGAGAACCAAUUCGCCUCGGAUCCGCAAUGUUAUGUCGGCAACUUGAGGAUUGCGACCGGCUUGAAUAUCUUGAGCGUGAGGACUUUUCUUUGA